Messenger RNA from Notolabrus celidotus (New Zealand spotty), 1065 nucleotides. RefSeq names its product proline-, glutamic acid- and leucine-rich protein 1-like. Bases 80 to 700 code for a protein of 206 amino acids. The record is from RefSeq and is a predicted model, not a curated record. NCBI's taxonomy places the organism in Eukaryota, Metazoa, Chordata, Actinopteri, Labriformes, Labridae. The transcript is spliced from 2 exons.
UGAUGGUGAUGUGCUUGUUCUUGCAGAUGUAGGUGCGGGCAUUCCUCCACUCGAGUUUGACGAGGACGUCCAACAACUGAUGGACGUUGACAAGGAGGAUGAGGAGGACGAAGAGGACGAUGAAGACACAGAAGAUGAAGACACAGAAGAUGAAGACACAGAAGAUGAAGACACAGAAGACAGUGACGACUCAGACGAGGAGAGUGAAGACUCUGGCUACAACUCCAUGUUUGAAGAGGAAGAGGAGAAUAUUGACAUCAGACCUCAUGCCCCCCUCGUGCAGGAGUUCCCACCAGAGCGCCAAGUGUCUCCCCCUGUCCCUGCUGGCCCUCCUGUCCCCACUUGUCCUUCUGCUGGUCCCCCUGUGCUUGCUGGUCCUUCUGCUGGUCCCCCUGUCCUUGCUGGUCCUUCUGCUGGUCCUUCUGCUGGUCCUUCUGCUGGUUCUCCAAGUCUACCCUUCAUCCCUCAGAGUACAGAAGAGUGUGCACCCUCAAACUCAGGCCUCAACUUCUUCCUGAAGAGGAGCAGGGAGGAGAGCAGCCCGGAGCAGGUAAGUACGAAGAGGCCGAGGACGUGCGGUGAAGAAACCCCUGAAGAUUCAGCUCCUUCCACGUCAGGCCUCAGCUUCAGCACCAACCGAAGAUUCUGGCACGGUCCUUUCCAGUUCACAGGAUGGACCGAGGACAGUGACUCUGACUGAAACACAGAGCCUGCUCUUUGCAGGAACAUGCACUCACACACUAGAAAUAAUAAACUAUUGUUGAUUUCUUGAUGAAUAGAUGUCUGCACACGAGGUAAGUAGAGAUGAAUGUCUCUGUCUAAAAAGUUCUGCACAUUUGUAUUCUCUCAGUAAUUCAGAGAUUAUUUUUCUAACUAACUCUAUCAGUGUUUUUUCAUGAUAAAGUGAAGCAGACAAAGGUAAAUUAAGACUCAGUCACAACAUUAAAAAGUCUCCUGUAAGUUUUUAUCCCACUCACUGAUCAUUUAAAGGACUGAGUGAUAAGGAUUUAAACGGCUGUAUGGCUGAAUCCAUAUGGUCAAGACCAGAAGUGACGAUGAGGAGGA